This is a messenger RNA of Hyla sarda, 440 nucleotides long. RefSeq names its product calcium-dependent secretion activator 2-like. Gene Ontology annotation, biological process: synaptic vesicle exocytosis; dense core granule exocytosis; positive regulation of exocytosis. NCBI's taxonomy places the organism in Eukaryota, Metazoa, Chordata, Amphibia, Anura, Hylidae. The annotation marks the transcript as partial. The transcript has 3 exons. The record is from RefSeq and is a predicted model, not a curated record. Gene Ontology annotation, cellular component: glutamatergic synapse.
CUGGAUAAUGCAGACGAGCAAGCAGCUCAGAUCCGUCGCGAACUUGAUGGUCGUCUACAAGUAGCUGAUCAAAUGGCAAAGGAGAAAUUAUUUCCAAAGUUUUUAACAAAGGAAAUGGAGGGAAUGUUUAUAGAAGAGCUGCGUGCAUCAGUCAAUUUACUAAUGGCCAACCUAGAAAGCCUUCCAGUGUCUAAAGGUGGUCCUGAGUUUAAGCUGCAAAAGUUAAAACGCUCGCAGAAUUCGGCUUUUCUAGACAUUGGAGAUGAAAGUGAAGUUCAGCUAUCAAAAUCGGACGUUGUCCUGUCCUUUACAUUAGAGAUUGUUAUCUUGGAAGUUCAGGGCUUGAAGUCAGUGGCACCAAACAGAAUUGUUUACUGUACAAUGGAAGUAGAGGGUGGUGAAAAACUCCAGACAGAUCAAGCUGAAGCCUCAAGACCUCA